GCUGCUGAUCGGUUCGGGAACGCAUUGAGCCAUCGUUCGCAGCAGGAAUCGGAUUUCAGUCAUGUGGACCAAGUCAAGUGCUGUCAUCGUUGCAAUGGCGCUGCUAGCUUCAACUGGCGCCCAACCGGUGAGCCAGACGGGAAUAGAAACGAUGCUCACCAAUGUGACCACAAGCAGACCCAAGCUGGUGAUCGAGGAGAUGGAACCGAUGCGUUAUCACUUCAUCACCGAGCAUCGACCCACUUCGCUGGGUCAGAACUACUACAUCAAGCCGGGUCAGCCGGUGGGCAGUGUUACCCUGGACUCGGACACCCUGCAGGUACGACACGACCAGGAUGACGGCAAGCCGGUGGCCAGCAAGCACAACAUCCUGUUCGUGGCCUACGCCAAGGAUCUGGCCCAAAAGUCCAGACAGCGGAAGUGAGAACUAUGCUUCAAUUGAUUUGAAAUUAAAGGAAGAUACUGAAUCAACAUAUCUUGACAAAUUGAACCCACAAGAUACGUAGUGAUUUAAAUCUUAAGAUACCUUAAGAUACAUAUGUCUUGAGCUUCACUAGUUAUAAGUUUUCACUGAGCACAAAUUAAAUAAUAUAGCACAUUUUCUCAAAUACCAAACAAAAUGCACAG
Molecule: messenger RNA, 627 nt
Organism: Drosophila simulans
Lineage: Eukaryota; Metazoa; Arthropoda; Insecta; Diptera; Drosophilidae
Exons: 1
Coding region: 62-424 (120 amino acids)
Source: RefSeq, a predicted model, not a curated record